Gongylonema pulchrum is the source of this 333-nucleotide messenger RNA. Lineage: Eukaryota; Metazoa; Nematoda; Chromadorea; Rhabditida; Gongylonematidae. The record is from the annotation of a GenBank genome assembly.
AUGAUUGUAUCUGUUGUUGAGCAGCCAUUCUGGUACUCAGAGAAAGCCAUAUCCAGAAAUAAAAAACAUAUUUUCCUUCGCAAUUUUCGAGGAUGUUUACAGGAUGCGGAACCACUUCAUUCAUUUCAAAAUCACAGCGAUUUCGUAACGGAUGUUGCGUGGUCGCCUGUUCAUCCUGCCGUUUUCGCAUCGGCAGAUGCCAGUGGAAAUGUAUUUUUAUGGAAUUUAAACGAAAAUACUGGAGCUCCGAUAUCGGAGGCACAAACGGAAAGGGGAUAUGGAGUGCGCAAAAUGAGAUGGAUACAGGACGGUCAGUGCGGAUACUUUGCAUAA